Messenger RNA from Pseudoliparis swirei, 4321 nucleotides. RefSeq names its product family with sequence similarity 169 member B (gene fam169b). The coding region runs from base 1228 to 2550 and encodes 440 amino acids. The record is from RefSeq and is a predicted model, not a curated record. NCBI's taxonomy places the organism in Eukaryota, Metazoa, Chordata, Actinopteri, Perciformes, Liparidae. The transcript is spliced from 8 exons.
AAAUAAAGCCCGUGGUGCUCGUUACGAAGUCGCUUCUGCGAGGCAUUGUGGGUAUUGUUGUCCUUGUUAGCAGUUCAAAGUGCGACGCAGCGUAUCAGUCAUUAACAGGACCCGUAAGAGUAUAUGGACCCGCGACUUCCGCUUCCGGGCUGCUGCGCACGCAAGGUCCCGUCGGGACGUCAUGGUUUAAACUUUACGCGAACCUGUUGAACUCCAGAGAACAGCUCGCUCACAGGCAGGUGGACCUUAGUGACGCAGCUUUGGACGUUUUUUUAAAACAGAGACACACUCAUCACACUCAUCAUCAUCAUCAUCAUCAUCACCAUCACCAUCUUUUCACGUGUUAGAAUCCAUGUGGAUCUAGAGAUGCACCGAUCAGGUUUUUGGUGCCGAUCACCGAUCACUGAAAUCAGUAUCUGCCGAUCCGAUAAUACCGAUCACGGUGUCGAUUGAAGCAUUCUAUUUAUUGUGGAGCAUUAUUGCCUAGGACUAUGAGGAAAUACAUACAUAAAGCAACUCAAACAUUAAAGAAAUUACCGAUUUCUUUAAACAUUUACGACUUUUACUUUGAAAAAUGUCCUAAUUGAUACAUUAAAAUAGUUUGAUUGCUAUUGUAGGGGAUUUCAGAUAUGUAUGGAACACAUCUGCAUUAUUCAUUUCCUGGAACUCUUGGGGAAAUCUAUAUACAGGACUUUUCUUAACAUACAAAAGUCUGACUUAUUUUUAUAAACUCUUCCUUGGUCCAGUAAAAAUGUUUUAAUGUUAGCAUAAUUUAAGCUAAAUCUCAGAAACGAUCUAUAAAGAUACAAAAUCAGUUCAUUGUUUACUUUUAUAUGUUCGUGUAUGAUUUGUCGACAUCUUAUUUUGAAAAACGGAUGUUGUUUCACGUGGUUCUUUCCGCUAACUUUGCAAAACCGGAUGUUGUCACGUGAAUCCUUCCGCUAACUUUAUCAAAACCCUCUUUGCUCCUGAUCGAAUGUGUUUACCGUGAGCAUCAGUCUCUAGGGGCAGACAUGUGAGAGUCGGCUCAGUCGACCCAGAGAUUCAACUCGGGGGACGGUGACGCCGCUCGGUGGUGAGGAUCCCCUCUGACCUCUCACUCUGCGGCCCUCGCCGGGCGCAUCGUCUCCGUUGCGGUGCGCGGCGAUUGAAACGUCUCUGAUAGUUUUUCUCGCAGAUGUUACGUCAUCUGAUCGGCGGUUUUAAGAACGCCGAUCAAAACCGAUAAUGGGAAUAUCGGCCGAUAUGGAUCGGCGCCGAUCACAUAGGUGCAUCCCUAUGUGGAGCUCAUCAUCUCCACCUGCGAGACCCUUUAAAAAAAAAGUUUUUUUGUCACCCCUUGUACAAAUCCAUCCCAUAAACAGCGCGUGCUGUGGAGCGGCCAUGUUCCCCGUGGACCUUCCCGCCGCGGAGGACUCCGUGCUGACGUCAUCAUCUGAGGAGUACCUCUCCUCUUUGGAGGCGGGGCCUCGUGACGCCGAGUGGUUUCAAGUGUCACAGAGUUCAAAGGUGGCCAUCACUCUGGCCCACGUGAGGCGGUUGCAGCUGUUUGAGGACGAGCGGCCCGACUGCACGCUGCUGGCCCUGCACCCCCCCGACGACCCGACACGAGCGGCGGCGUUAUACCUGCACGGGAAGUGGUGGCCCGUGGACGACGUCUUGCGCACGUCAAGCAACUCCAGGAUCGGUUUGAUUUUGGUGCGCUCGCUGAUGGAGCGGGUGAUCGUGUUCCUGCUCAGCCGGGUGGCGGAGCGGUGCUCCCGGGAGGAGCCGCUGUUCUCGCUGCACCCCCGCACCGAGAGCUGCAAGCUGCUGUGGAGGGACGGCCAGGCGGUCGGCUUCUACACCUUCAAACGCAAAGGCAGCCUGUGCGACGGCUGGAGCGGUCGCUGCUACCCGCUGCCGGCUCUGGACACGGUGCUGGUGAGGAGGAGCUGGAGGAGGAGGGGCCUCGGCCUUCAGAUGCUGGAGGACUUCUGCGCCUCGUUCCCCGCGGAGCGGUUCCUGGGAGUCAGCUCUCCACUCUCACCCGGCAUGGCGGCAGUGUGCAGGAGUUUUCUGCAGCAGCACCAGGAACAUCUGGAGCAGCUGUAUGAGGUGGCGGCUCCAGGGGACUGGACUCAGCGGUGGAAUAUCUGGCUCAGCAUCCAGCUCGGCCGCUAUUCCCUUGCGAUCCAAGAGGAGAGCGGUCCAACAUCGGGGGAACCACAGAGGAACCACGAUGAGUCCUCUCACACGGUGGGCAUCUCCAUGUUUCUCAAUGCUCUCCAGUUAGUUUCCCCCUCCAGGGGGGACCCGGCCUCCCUGACCGCCUGCGAUGUGAGCUCCUACCCGGCAACUGGUCAUCCGAGCCGAGCGGGAAGCUCCCCGAGCAGCGAGACCUCCGCAGCCCACGCCGAUGAUCCGGACCCCGGAUCCCCCGCCAGACCACCGCCCCCGAACGCCAAACAAAGCCUGCGAUCCGACUCGUCUCCAUGUGCAGAGCCUCGCCGAGAGAAGCCCGAGGCGGAGGGGGCGCAGAGCGCCGCCAAGAGAGUCCGGAGGACGUGAGGUUCCAUGGACACCUUGUGUUCCCCCAGGGAGGGAGGCUCUACGCCCCCCAGACGGAGGGGACCUGAGGUGUUGAGCCACUUGGGUUUCAACGCCUCUGUGCAUCUUGAAGGAAUAGUUUCAUAUUUUGGGAAAGACUCAUAUUGCGCCUCAUUUCUUAAUUUGUUGACGCCCGCUGAUUCCUGGGAUUCACGAACAUUUUAUUAUUUACGUAAACGUAAACUUUACGCUCUCAUUUCACCAAUAUAUGAGAGAGACCUCUGGUUUUAACGCUGGACAAUCACAUAUUCAUCACAUUUACAAUAGUAUGUGUCGAAGGAAAAAUGUUCUCAUCUGUCUCUCUCUCCUGAAGUACUUGGAAGAGUAACCGGACUCGGUGGGGUCAUUGGAAAGGGUCACGAAACGAUGACAGGACAGGUCAAACAUAAUCGAUUACGCAGUGGAGGGGUCUCGACUAAAAGGAGCCUUUGGGGUUCUUCAACUCCCUCUGGAGAGGAAACCGACGGCUCGAGGGACUCGGGGCGUCUCUGAAGACCUAUCUCGGAUGCGGCCUUGCACUGAGAGGGCAGUAGUUAUUUCUGACGGUCUUGGGAGGAGGCUCAGGGAUUCUGACUAUAAUGCAGCGUUAUGGGGCAACCGUGCUUAAACUACUUUUAAUUUCUCACAAAAGGAACACUAAUUUCCACCACAUUAUGUUUGACGAUCCACUGGUCGAACUUUAUCACGAUUUUUAGUCUCCAACCGGAACGCUCUGCAGAGACUCUGGUUGGAGGAGCAGCGGCUCUUUGUCCGAGAAAACCAGGGGAGGAGGAAUCUGCUUUUAUAUUAACGGAGGCUGGUGUCCAGAUGUCAGUGCUGAAGGAAUCAUGCAGCCCUCGCCUAGAAACACUUUACAGGGUUCGUACGGUCAUGGAAAACCUGGAAAAGACAUUUAAAAUGGUUAUUUUCCAGGCCUGGAAAAGUCCUUGAAGAAAAUGUCAUCACAAGUUUUGGAAAAGUCAUGGAAAUGUGUUGCAUAUGUUCAUUUACGCUGGGCUUUGAAUAAUUAAUAUGUUUUUAAAAGAAAGAUGCUCGAAAUAUACGCUCUCAUACUUGGAGAUGGACCAAUGAGCAGGAGCUGCCGGCCUGCUUGUCCUCCGCUGAUUGGAGUGUGUUUGAGGCUGCUGCUCCAGCCCUGAAUGAGCUCACUGACACGGUGACCUCAUCCAUCGGGGUUUGUGAGGACGUGUGUGUGUGCCGACUAAAACCUUCUGCACACACAGCAACCAUAAACCCUGGUGCGCUGCGAGGCAGAGGAGGCCUACACAGGUCUCCAUGGUCACCCCGUCCCCAAGAGGUCCUCCAUCACAGGAUUGAGUGACUACCGGCCUGACGUCCGUGGUCAUGAAAUCCUUUGAGAGCCUGGUGUUGACCCAGCUGAAGGACCUCACGGGGCCCCUGCCCGACCCCCUGGUGGAUGAUGCAGUCAACGUGGGACACAUGCAAGGGUCCUGUUUGUGGACUUCAGCUCAGUGUCCAACGCCAUUACCCCAGAGGUACUUCAACAUCCCCUCUGGGGGGCGCUACAGAGCCCCGUACGGCUUCUUUCAUCACUGAUGAACAAGUCAUCAGACACAUGAUGUGCACCAGCAUCCCCGAUUCAUUGUCACUGCUGUUGUUUUGAUAUCGUGCAUACAUGUUGCUACUCUACAUGUUGUGCGUGUAACCGGAGUCAAAUUCCAUGUAUGUGCACACCUACAUGGCCAAUAAAGCUGAUUCUGAUUGAAGGUCA